This is a messenger RNA of Epithele typhae, 2478 nucleotides long. Its product is annotated as glycoside hydrolase family 92 protein. Gene Ontology annotation, biological process: carbohydrate metabolic process; glycoprotein catabolic process; protein deglycosylation. Lineage: Eukaryota; Fungi; Basidiomycota; Agaricomycetes; Polyporales; Epitheliaceae. The record is from RefSeq and is a predicted model, not a curated record. Gene Ontology annotation, cellular component: nucleus; cytosol. Gene Ontology annotation, molecular function: peptide-N4-(N-acetyl-beta-glucosaminyl)asparagine amidase activity; carbohydrate binding. Bases 1 to 2478 code for a protein of 825 amino acids. The transcript has 21 exons.
AUGCGCCUCCACCGACUCGCGUUGGGUGCGAGCAUCGCUGCGCUCGCGCGCGCGCUCGAGACCUCGGUCGCGCUCACGAGCUCGGCCGUGUCUACCGCGAGCGUGGCGCAACCAUCCUCUGACUCUGGCGCGUUCGUUGCGGACGCGGCGAGCCGCGUCAACUUGUUCGUGGGGACGACGAAUGGCGGACACGUGUUUCCCGGGGCGACAAUUCCGCAUGGAAUGGUGAAGGUCGGGAUGGACACCGACUCACCUGGGAAUCACGCGGGGUACGACGCGAAUCCCAUCUUCAACGCGACGGGCUUUUCACAACUGCACGAUGAUGGGACUGGAGGAGCUGUCCCUCUGUCCCUCUUCAAAAUCUGGCCGUUCGCGUCUUGCGGGAAGGGGAACACGUUCGAGGAAUGCCAGACGUCGCUUGCGGGAAGGAAGGCACUGCGGAAAGUUCUCGAGGACGGUACUCCGGACGACGCAGCCGAGCCGGGAUACUUCGCCUCGAACCUCUCGACUGGCAUCCGAGUGGAAUUGACCUCGACGCGCAGAGCGGCACUGCACAGGUACACGUUCCCCGAGGGCACCAAAGCGCCUCGGAUCGUCGUGGACAUCACCAACGACGGACAGAGGAGCAGCACUGACCCCGUCAUGGACCUGGAUCCAGACACCGCGCGUGUGACCGGUGGAGCGGCGUUCGCAGGCUCGUUCGGCCCUGGACGCUAUCGUGCUUUCACCUGCGUCGACUUCAAGGGCGAUGGGUACAACCUUGGAGCUCCUACCGAGUUUGGGGCAUGGCUGGCAAAUUUCCCUGUAAAGCAGACUGUGACGCUCACGCAGCUGUACACGAGCUUCAUCGACGAGCUUGGAGCGCUGUUCACGUUUGCGCGUGCCCCGCGAGGCCGCACUACCAUCCUUGUCAGAGUUGGCGUCUCGUUCAUCUCGUCGGACCAAGCUUGCGCAAACGCUGAGCAAGAGAUCCCGGACUUUGACUUCGAAGGAGUCCGCGCCUCUUCACGCGCUCAGUGGAGCGAACUGCUCGGUCGCUUCCAAGUCAACACCAAGGGCGUCGACCCUGAGAUCGUCGACCUGUUCUACAGCUCUGCCUACAGAACGCAUCUUUCGCCUGCCGACUACACUGAUGAGAACCCCUUGUGGAACUCAACGGAGCCGUAUUACGACUCGUUCUACUGCAACUGGGACACAUAUCGCACCCUUUUCCCCUUCAUGGGUAUGCACGACCCGGCUACGUUUGCUAGGAUCGUGCGUGGGAUGAUCAACAUUCAGCAGCACGAAGGAUGGCUCCCCGAAUGCCGUGGUGCUACUGUCAAGCAGUUCAUCCAAGGAGGCAGCAACGGGGAUCCGAUCUUAUCAGAGUUCUUAGUCAAGUUCCAGCAGCAGGCGGGCGCCCUGAGCGUUCCUUCAGAUGCGCUCUACAAUGCCCUUCUUGCCGACGCUGAGCAACAACCUCCCAACUGGGACUUGCAAGGACGGCAGGCAAACAUGUGGAAGUCUCAAGGGUACAUACCACAAGAUGUCUGGGAGCGGAGUGGGACCAACUCAAAGCAGGUCUCACGGACGCUCGAAUACGCCUUCGACGAUUUUACCAUCUCGCAAGUGGCGAAGGCUCUCGGUAAGACAGAUGACGGGAAGAAGUAUGCCACACGCGCUGCGAACUUCAACAACGUUUGGAACGAGAACACCACGUUCCCUGGGAGGGACGACAUCGUGGGCUUCAUGCAGCCUCGUUUCGCGAAUGGCAAGUUCAACUUUACAGACCCUCGGCACUGUAGCAUACACGACCCCCUCCACGCCACCUGCUUCCUGAAUGCCCAGAACCACGACGGCUAUUACGAAGGCUCCCCCAUCGUCUACACGCAAUACGUGCCCCACGACACCGCGAAGCUCAUCGAGCUCCAAGGCGGCGCCAAGGCCUUCACCGACCGUCUCGACUUCAUCUUCGAUGAGGGCUACUUCGACUCCACCGACGAGCCCUCGCAGCAGAUCCCGUUCAUGUACCACUACGCCAACCAACCCGGACUCAGCACCCAGCGCUCCCGCCAGGUCAUCGCCCAGUUCUACAAUACGUCCACGAACGGGCUCCCCGGCAACGACGACUCGGGCGCGAUGGGCAGCUACGUCGCGUUUUACCUCGCCGGGAUGUACCCGCUCCCGGGGACGCGCCAGGUCCUGCUCUCGUCUCCGUACUUCCCCGAGAUCUCGUUCCGAAACCCGGUGCUCAACACGACGACCACGAUCCGCGCGAACGGGUUCAAGGGGAACCCCAAGGACGGCACGGGCGGGCAGGUCUUUGUCAAGAACGUGACGAUCGACGGCAAGCCGUGGAAGUCGAACUGCUUCGUCGAGUGGGACGCGUUCGAGAAGGGCUCACUGAUCGAGCUUGAGCUGACGGACGACAUCACCGUGCCCUGCGGUGCCACGGCCGACGCUCUCCCGCCCUCCCUGUCCACUGGUGGGUACGACUGA